Messenger RNA from Rhododendron vialii, 1664 nucleotides. RefSeq lists its product as uncharacterized. The transcript is spliced from 3 exons. The coding region runs from base 436 to 1473 and encodes 345 amino acids. Gene Ontology annotation, cellular component: cytoplasm. The record is from RefSeq and is a predicted model, not a curated record. Lineage: Eukaryota; Viridiplantae; Streptophyta; Magnoliopsida; Ericales; Ericaceae.
ACUAGUCUACUAGUCUUCGCUCCUCGGUCUUCACCAUCGCCUACCCCAGUAAAAACCCUCUCUCUCUCUCUCUCUCUCUCUCUCUCUCCCACACACUCACACACAUUGACCUUUCUCCCCUCCAAGUAUUGCCACUGUCAUGUGGUUUUCUUCCAUGAUCGCUGGGUUCUCUCUCUCUGGGGUUGCGCUUCAUUUCCCCUCCAACUCACUGAACACAGUAAACUGUGAUCCCAUUGAUUCCUCCCACUGGAUUUUCCAUCCGGGUACGCCGCACACUUCAAUUUCAAUCAGAAAGUUUUGAUCUUUUCUCAAAUUUCCCCUGAUUUCCACCUGGGUUUUCUUCCCUGUCCCAUUUGAACCUCAUUACACAUCAAUCUAUCCAAAUCCCCACCUGGGUAUGUCUAAUUCCGUUCCUUUGGCUGAAUACAUUCCAUUAUGAGGAGUUUUUCAUUUGGGUCAGUCAAUUCAAAGCCCUUCCAUUCUUACCCAAGGGGAGACUUUGAUUUAGAAUCCGGUACAAUCAGAAGAACCAGAAAGCCCAAACAAUCACUACUGCUUGAUCCCAUCAAGAUGUUUAAAUCUCUUGUAAACCUUGUCCAUUACUACUACAAGUCGCACCCAAGAUUUGUUGUCUUCAUUUUGUUUUGUUUUGGGAUCAUAAUGCUCACAAUUCUAACCAUUUACAAAAGCCAGUUCAUGGGGAUCAAUAAUUACAGGCAAUAUGAUGUGCGUUCUGAUACUGACCCAUUUGCAAGGCUUAAGAAUCUUGUGAUGGUUGCUGGGCAUUCAAUUUAUACUAGCAGUAGUUGUGGGAAAGUUGGGAUGGAGGAUUCUUGGUUUCUGGAGUCUUAUCAGAAGCGUCCAGGGCAGGCAGCUACUUUUGUGGCACAUAUAAAGGAGGGAGUAGAAACUGCGGCCGUUGAUGAUGAGGCCUUGCUUUUGUUUAGCGGUGGUGAGACUAGGAAAGAUGCCGGGCCUCGUAGCGAAGCACAGAGCUAUUGGACUGUUGCUGAAUCAGAAAGAUGGUUUGGCAAGCAAGAAAAUGUGAGAUGGAGGGCACUCACAGAAGAGCAUGCCAGGGACAGUUUUGAGAAUCUUCUUUUUAGUGUUUGCCGUUUCCGGGAGCUUACUGGAAUAUAUCCUCAUAAUAUAACUGUCGUAAGUUAUGAUUUCAAGGAGGAGAGAUUUGUGCACUUGCACCGCUCCGCAAUCCGUUUUCCAGAGGCUAGGUUCUUCUACUCGGGAACCCCAGCUUCACCAACCGCAAAGGAAGCAGCUAUGAAAGGUGAAGCAAUAGUGAGGGCUCAAUUUCAAGCCGACCCGUAUGGCUGCAUAGGUUCGCUUCGCCGCAAGAAACUAGGGCGAAAUCCUUUUCACCGGUCAGUCCCUUACCCUAAUGGCUGUCCUGAAAUCGAAGGGUUGUUCAGAUAUUGUGGUGCAUCCCUCUAUUCAGGUUCCCUCCCGUGGGCUUAGUAUGUUUAAACUCCAUGCUUUUUUUUUUCUCUUUACUGUAUUGAAUUUUGACUCAUAAAUAAUUGUUAGAACUCUUAAACUAACAAUACCCUUUAGAUGCUUAACCCCACCAUACAAAAUCACUGUAUUGUCUACAGCCAGAUGAGUCAGAACUCAUUUUUCUAUGCACCGGUCACCAUGUUAUUUCUCUA